AUGGAAAGUCACCAGUCCCUAGCUACACUUUUAAGAAUGGAAGGUGAUCAGCAACAACAGUCAGGUGGAAAUGUUGAUGUUAUUUCAAUGGUUAUUUGGUUAUCAACAGGAAAUGGAAAGUUCUAUGAAUUACACGGUCAACGGGAAAUAAUAAAACAAGUGUUACCAAAAUCGCCGGAUAAUGCAUACCGAUGGGGAUAUUAUAACAGCCCUGCUGAUCCUGAUCGAGCCUCGUACACACAAGUUCUAGAAGCAUUUCUAAAGAAUGGUUUUCGAAUCGAGGGCAGUUCUGGAGCGGGUACACAGGGUUUACUGCGUACACAAUAUAUCCUUGUUAAACGUGCAACAUCAUAA
This is a messenger RNA of Didymodactylos carnosus, 354 nucleotides long. Lineage: Eukaryota; Metazoa; Rotifera; Eurotatoria; Philodinida; Philodinidae. The record is from the annotation of a GenBank genome assembly.